AUGGAAUUUGUCCUGAUUGUUGGCUGUUGUGCUUGGCUGCUGGCUGCAGAUAGGCUUUUUAGCAGGUAUGGUUAUGUCACCCCAGAUGAUGUGCCUGAAUUGCUUGAUCAUUGGAUUUUCAGUUGGCCUCAUGUUGGUUUUCUAUUUACUGUUCAUGAGACUGUUCACGUGAAUAGCCUGGUUGCUACUUCUGCUAAUGUUGGUGGCUUCUUCUCAGAUGUUGGAUUCCUUCGGUUUUGUUCAACUGGUUUUGUUUGUUCGAUUGUUGCUCAGCUGUUUUUUUUUUCUGCUCUCAGCUGGACUUUCAUCUGUUUUUCUUUGUGCCUUGCUGCUGGCCAUCCUGCUGUUUUUUGGUUUGCUUUGAUGGUGGCAUCUUUGGUUUUGCUCAACUGGAUUCCCAGCUAG
Messenger RNA from Ilex paraguariensis (yerba mate), 405 nucleotides. Lineage: Eukaryota; Viridiplantae; Streptophyta; Magnoliopsida; Aquifoliales; Aquifoliaceae. The record is from the annotation of a GenBank genome assembly.